Messenger RNA from Spodoptera litura, 910 nucleotides. RefSeq lists its product as uncharacterized. Lineage: Eukaryota; Metazoa; Arthropoda; Insecta; Lepidoptera; Noctuidae. The record is from RefSeq and is a predicted model, not a curated record. Gene Ontology annotation, molecular function: N-acetyltransferase activity.
AGCUCUCAGGCGUGUCUAGAUCAUAACGUCUAUAUAGUGCAUCUAGAUAGUUUAACAUUAUUUAUUGAAUUAAAUACUUUUUAGUCAAUUUUGAAUAGUAAGAAUGGUGGUGGGCUUCAAAAGAGUAUGGGACUCCAGCUGUCCCCUAAUAUGGGACCAGUGGGUGGAUGACAACGGGACCACAUGGAUCAUCCAAGACUUGCCCCCAGAAGACGAUGAGAAGGCCAUCAAGAUACUGGUGGAAAACCUCUGCCCUGAUGAAACUCUGUGCAGUUUGAGCAAAAUCUCGGAGGACCCAGAAUCAAUAAAAAGUAUAAGCAACUUUUGGCGAGGAUACCUAGCACAACGCAUGUCACUAGCCUGUUAUGAAGUGAAGGAUGGUCGAAAGAAAUUAGUCGCGUUAAACGUAUGUCUCGUUCAGACACAGGGUGAAGAAGUUAAUGAUAUUGUAGAAGGAGCAAGCUUCAAGAACUUGUAUGGAGCUCUAAAAGUAAUUGAUGAUAAAAUAGAUGCCUUCAAAUCCCUGGGCAUGAGCCAGUUACUCUAUGCCCUAGGACUCGUGGUGUGCAGAGAAUACAGGGGCUCAAAACUCGGUGCCAGGAUAUUGGCUGCGAGAAAACCGCUAAGCCUUCACCACGGAGUUAAAGGCACAGCUACAGUAUUCACGGGUCCAGCUUCACAGGUCAGUGCCGCGAGAGCCGGCUUCACGUCCAUAGGAACAGUCACCAUGAAGGAACUGGCUGAGAACGGCCUGAACUACCCCAAUGACGAGAAGAUAUAUGUCAAAGUCAUGAUCAAACGGUUUGAUGAAUAGGGUUUAAAGGAAUAUGUGCUUUAAUGUUAUAUAAUUAUAAAGAUCAGAAUCAUAUAUCCAAAUACUCAAAUGCUACUCAAUUUUAAUCGCACUUAA